Molecule: messenger RNA, 859 nt
Organism: Pomacea canaliculata
Lineage: Eukaryota; Metazoa; Mollusca; Gastropoda; Architaenioglossa; Ampullariidae
Product: trafficking protein particle complex subunit 6B-like
Exons: 6
Coding region: 63-536 (157 amino acids)
Biological process (GO): endoplasmic reticulum to Golgi vesicle-mediated transport; regulation of GTPase activity
Cellular component (GO): cis-Golgi network; TRAPP complex; trans-Golgi network
Source: RefSeq, a predicted model, not a curated record
UGGACUAGCUUCCGGUAUGUAGACCAAUCAAAAGCAGGCUUUUUUAAGGCUUGCAUUUCGGGAUGAUGGCAGACGAAGUUUUGUUCGAGCUGCUUCACAUGGAACUGGUCGCACAAAUACAUCGUUCAGCUACAAAAGACGAAAGGGACAACUGCAUUGCUAAGUUGGAAAGCAUUGGAUUUCGUGUGGGACAAAGUCUAAUAGAAAGGUUCACCAAAGAAUGCUCGAGAUUUAAAGAUGAAUUAGACACCAUGAAGUUUAUCUGCAAAGAUUUUUGGAAUUCUGUAUACAAAAAACAAAUCGACAACUUGCGAACCAACCACCAGGGUGUGUAUGUAUUGCAAGAUAAUAAGUUCCGGUUCUUAACUCAGAUGUCUAAUGGGAAACAGUACAUGGAAGCUGCACCCAAAUAUCUUGCAUUUUCAUGUGGAAUGAUAAGAGGUGCAUUGUCAAGCUUGGGCAUAAAUUGUAUUGUGACUGCUGAAGUCAGUGCGAUGCCUGCCUGUAAAUUUCAGAUCCAGAUUCAGAGGAUGUGAGACUGAAAUGGCUUGAACAGAGGAUGUUUUGUUUACCCAAUCACAUUGUAAAGACCCAGCAAACACCAAGGCCUGGAGUAUUAUUGGUGAAAAUUAGAGAUACAUUCCAGUUUGUCUGGACUGUUAUGGACUUCAUUGUAUAUCAUUUGAUAAUUCAUGUGUGUGUAUGCUGCAUAUGCAUAUUUAGAGCCAGCUUUAGUGUGCACUAUGUGUGCAAGAGAGAGUUUGGGGUAGAUGUGCUUAUCUAUUCUGGAUUUAUUUUAUUUGUGUGGUGAAUGAAAGACCAACAUGAAGCAUCUAGAAAUAAACAGUAACAAAAGGCA